CAGAAGUAAACAAAAAUUUUGUCGCCUUGUUUACUGAACUUCGAAGUUACAGAUGAAGUAAAUUUUAUUUAUAGGACCAUUUUAGAUAUUGUACGAUGAGAUAGCUAUAUGAUGUCAUCCCCCAGUGUGAAAGCUGAGAAUGGGAGUAAGGUGUUGCCAGGAGACAAGUCUGGGUUGCCAUGGGAGAUAUGGAGAAUUAUACUUUCCUACCUCUCUGCAGAAGACCUUUGUGGAUCAGCCUGUGUAUGUAAAACAUGGAAUGAUCUGGUUAUGAGUCUGGACAGUACUAGGUGGCAUGAAUUAUAUUUACAAUGUUCAGAUUGGAAACAUCCAUAUUGGCCUCUAAACACAGACUCUGAGCCGUUGUCAUGGCGACAAGCUUACAGAGACCAAAUAAUGUCUAUAAGGUUCUGGAGUCGAUACUCCAAGGAGCCAGAUCCUGGCACUAACUGUUUAUAUGUAUUAAAACGCAGAAAGGAUCGAAAAGUGAUAAGAGUAGGACGAGACAUGGAACAUAGUACGUUAAAGAGUGCUUUAGCGGUCGCCAACGAUUACGAUAGAAUUGAGGUGUACCCUGGGAUAUAUGAUGAACAGUUUGAGAUGUCAUCCAAAAUACCGUUUGAAUUGAUUGGAGUUGGAGAGCUUGGGAGUAUAAUUCUGGUUGUUUGUAUUGAGCAGAUAGGACUAACCGGACGAGUCAGUAACCUUGUAUUCAGGGCGCCAUGGUUUACUAAUUUUAUAUUAAAGGUGCGGUUUGGAUAUCUGCAGGUAGAUAACUGUAUAUUGGAGGAUGGAAUGGUCUACGUACAAAGUCCUGGGUCUAGUCACAUAAAAUACUGCACAUUUAGACAUGCAACUGUCAUCUUUCAACAUCUGACAGCAAGUAUUAUUGAGAAUUGUGAGUUUUCACAAACUGACACAGCUGCAGUGACUGUUGAAGGGUAUCCAAAAGAUGAUAGGAAUUGGACCUACAAUUCUCUAUUGGAAAAAAUAUCACAAAAUUGUAAUAUAAAGAACUUUAAUCGACAGAAAAAAGACGUUGCUCCAUUUUCUGCGUAUUCUGCAUCAACUGCAUUGACAUCUGGUCAAAAGACACUUGAAAAAUCGUACACAUUUUCAACAGAUCGUGAUUUUGAUCAUCGAAGGAAAAGUAUUUGUAGUUCAGGGAAAUUUUCAAGCAUGGUAACGACAACAGAUCAUGGGAAUUGGGGUCAUAGUUCAAAUGGGUCGGUGCAUUUUGAAUCUGUUAUAAAUUCUGAUGUUUUGGAUUAUCUUCCUAUACCUACAGCAGUACUUUGUGAUCUUCCAUCAGUUAACAUGAUGACACCAAGUCUUCUGCCAAGAUUUGAUUUGUCCACUUAUUUGUCAAAAUCGGGUAAUGAUCAUGAAAAAUUUGAACAAAAUGGCCAAGAUAAUUAUUUAAAACCAACGAUAUCUCAGUCAAGUGAACAAAUGUUUUCUUUACAAAAGACUUCCACAAUGGAAGAUACUUCAUGUGAGCCGUCUGCUCUUACAAUGGAAGACUCUGUAUUAAAGCUACCUGAGUCUUCACCAUCAAAUGUGAAUGGACAGGCAUCAUCCAAUGAGAAUGGUUCAUCAAAAUCAAAUGCGAAUGGUCCAUCAUUAUCCAAUGAGAAUGGACUGUCAUCAUCCAAUUUGAUUGGUCCAUCCUCAUCCAAUGAUAAUCCUCCAUCACCUAGUGAUUAUGUGAAUGGAGAUACAAUAGACUCUUCAAGAAACUGUGCUAAUUAUGUAAUGGAAAAUGAUGCAAGAAAUGUACAAGAAGAUGAUGAGGCAUCGUCACAACAUUCCAAUGCUAUCAGUAACCAUAGUAAUAGGUCAGGAAGUAGUGAAAGUCUGUACCGGGAAGAUUCAGAUGAGUUUGAUUCUGGAUCAGUUGACAGUGGUAAUUCUAAUCAUCUUGUAGGUGGUAGUUCCACUAGCAGCAGUGACAUUGAAGAGGUAUCCUAUUCAUCUGACGAUUUCUCAUCGGAGGAAGAAUCAGUUAUCAUGUUAUCACAUCCUGACCAUCAAAUGCCAAGGUCAAUCUCCUCCAUUAGUCUGGGAGCAGACGUACAGUCAAUCUGUAGUCAGAACCAAUCAGAACACAUUAAAAUCAUCGAAGAUAAUGACAUGAAGAAAGUUUUGGACGAAAUUAGAGGAUGUAUGAUUCAUCGAUGUCGGAUCACGCAGGGUAAAGGGGGUGUGGUUGUAGCGUUACAAGGUCAUGCUGUGAUAUCUCAUUGUGAUAUUAAUUCUGUUGGAUAUGGUAUGAGAUGUAUUCAGAAUUCAAAGGUUGUGAUAUUAAAGAAUGAGAUCCAUCAUUGUAGAACCUCAGGAAUUUUUAUGAGAUUAGCAGCUUCAGGUGUUAUAGCAGGCAAUGAUAUACAUUCCAAUUGUGAGGCUGGUAUUGACAUAAGAAAGAAUGCUGAUCCUAUUGUACAGUGCAACAGAAUUCACCACAGUAAGAGAUCAGGUGUUGUUGUACUUGGGAGUGGGCGUGGUCAGAUUAAAAGUAACGAGAUCUACCAAAACAAGGAGGCUGGAGUUUACAUUCUGUACAGAGGGAAUCCUAUUGUCAGCAAGAACCAUAUACACAGUGGAAAGGCUGCUGGGAUAGCUAUCAAUGAAGGAGGUACAGGGUAUAUUGCUGACAAUGUCAUAUCUGAGAACCAUUGGGGAGGUGUAGACAUACGACAUGGAGGUGACCCAGUCAUAGUCCAGAAUGUCAUCUGUAAUGGUCUGUCUGAUGGCGUUGUUAUUGGAGAGAAAGGAAAGGGCAGCAUAGAAAAUAAUGUGAUAUCAGGGAAUUCUGGGUGUGGAGUCUGGGUUACUACUGCUUGUCAGCCUAUGAUCCAUGGGAACCAGAUCAACAACAAUGGAAGUAAUGGAAUUACCUUUGUAAACAAAACUGAUUUGUCCCAUGAAGGGGAGACAAUGAAUGUUGAUAUAGGAGAAAUGACGAGUCAGCGUAGCAUGCAGAUGUGGCAGCUCUUUAAUGAUGAACAGCCACCACCAAGAAGAAUGUGUACCAGAGCCACUGUGGAAUAUAACAGCAUAUACCAUAAUAAUGGUUGUGGAAUAAAAAGUAAUUUUGGGGAUGAGUUGGUAAUUCAGUGUAAUGCUGUCCAUGGUAACAGAAGAGAUGGUAUGCUACUGAACCAGAACUCUCCUGUCUUAGUGAAGGACAAUAGUGUCACAUGUAACAGUGGUAAUGGUAUUAUAACAGACAAUCAGGGAAAGAUUAAAAUCCAAGGCAAUGGUGUAUAUGACAACAGAGACCAUGGUAUUAUCAGUCAGUGUGAGGUCAUAAUCGAGGACAAUGAUGUGGUUGGUAACCAGAGGAGUGCAAUACAACUAGACAGAAACCCCUCUGUAAAGGUUGUAAAGAACAGAAUUCAUUCCAAAUCAGACAAAGCCAUAAUCAUGACAACCAUUUCCGAAGGUCAAAUCCAUGACAACACACUGUUUAAAGGUCAAAGAGAUCCACUUCAGUGUUCAUCAGAUUCCAAGUGUUCUGUGAAAAAUAAUGAAAAUGUUGACAUGGAUAUAAAAACAAAUGCCAGUGAUGAAUUAAAUACAAGCAAACAUGGCAAAGACUUUAGUCUUCUGAAGGACCCACCAGCUAGACCUCACAUAGAGGCUCCUCCCAGAAUUAUCAGGGCACCUGCCAAUCAAAUAACAACUGUAACCAGGGUAACCAUACCAUCAGACAAUCAGUGUCAAGAUGGAAGUAAACUGUGUAUAAUAUUAUAAGAUUUGAAAGUGUAAAAAGACUUUUGAUUGGUUAAAAGUUUAAUAUGUUGUGUUGAGGAUGUAACAGAAUAUUUGAUUUGUUUAAAAUUCAAAGAUUCAUUAGCAGGAAGGAUGACAAACUUAUACAAAUGGUAGUAUGUCAUUCUCAUUAUGUUCCACUUGUAUUGCUAACUGUUUAUUACCAUGUCCAAACUUGCAUUUAACAAUCUUAUUUCCGCUUUUUGUAUUAUUAGCCUAGUUUAUCCCUUCACUAUUUUUAUUACUGUGUAAUAAAAUGUGUUGAGUUGAUAAGUCAAAAAGUAUUAGUUUUGGAGAUAUAUAAUUUUUCACCAUAAAAGUACACACUUUAAAAAAAAUGACCUAAAAGAAAGACCUUAUUUUCUGUUAUUCACUACUAGACAUUUAUCAUGUGAGUCUUUCAAAUUUUAUUUUUAUAAUAAUUACAUGAAUUAUAUUUAGGUGGUAGCAAACACCCUAACUAACAUUAUUUGACUCGUUUAAUUUUCAUGAAAUUUCAUCAAAAUCUUAACUUUGAUCUUUUGACAAAAAUAUAAAAAUUUCAGAAACUUGAUUCCCUCACUUUAUCUGAAUAAAUUCAUUGGUAAUACAUAUUUUUGAACAUCCUGGCACUUUACUUUACUAGGAGGUAAAAUUCGCUUGAUUCUACCUCCAACUCUAUGGGAAAAUACAAUUUUUAAUUCUAAUUUAAAACCAAACGGUAAAAGAUAUCACAAAGAUUUUUUUAACACAUGUUUAAUAUAAUAAGGAGAUUUGAAAAAACGAUCUCAAAUUUAAUUUUAAUGAUUCAACAAAAAAUAAAUUGAGUUUGAAGUUUGUGUACCUAUAUCUGGUAAAAACUGAGGAUUUGCCACCGAUAUUAAAAUAGAUAAACACAAUCUAAUUAUCUGAUUGGUCAAUCUUCAGCUGGGAUGCAAGCAUGAAUUAUGUAUAUCAUAUACAGCAGUUUGACAACACACUAGUUUUGAUAAUUUUUACAGAGUUAUCUCCCUGUUGUGUUAUGUACUAUCAUACAGAUGCUUAGUUCAUUGAUGCAGUCUUUGUUCAAAUAUAUUGUGAUAUUUUUAAGAAUCAAUAUUUAGAAGAUUUCCUAUUGUUUCAUUGUUCAGAAAUGUCUGAAAAUUGACAAUUGUUCUUACUUAGAUUUAUCAUGAUAUCCUUCUGUGAUGUAAUUAAAUAGUCCCAUGUAUAUAAACAUUUAUAGUUUUGUAUUUAGUAGAGUAUUUUAUUUGCACUAGUUAUAUUUUUGAGCAAUUUACAUUUAUCAUGAUAUUUAUUUGUAUAAACUUUAUUUCUACACUUGUUAUAUCCAGCAUAUUUAACCUCUUAACCUUGUUUUAUUUGUUUAAAGUAUUAAUUUUAUGAGAGAAAAAAAUACUGUAAUAUAUUAUUUAUUGAUGAUGGAGAUUUGAGCCCUUAGCUUGGAAUGUCACAGUAUAUACCCUACCAGAGACCUAAAUUACACCUGUCUUAAUGGGUUUUAGCCCACCUGGCCCAAAGGGCCAAGUGAGCUUUUCCCAUCACUUGGCGUCUGGGGUCUGGCGUCGUCUGUCGUUGUUAAAUUUUACAAAAAUCUUCUCCCCUGAAACUACUGGGCCAAAUUUAACCAAGCUUGGCCACAAUCAUCAUUGGGGUAUCUAGUUUGAAAAUUGUGUCCAGAGGCCCGCCAAAAUAACCAAGAUGGCCCCCAUGGCUAAAAAUAGAACAUAGGGGUAAAAUGUAGAUUUUGGCUAAUUACUCUGAAACCAAAGAAUUUAGAGCAUAUCUGACGUAAAAUCGUUUAUGAGGUCAAGAUCUAUCUGCCCUGAAAUUUUCAGAAGAAUGAGACAAUGGGUUG
Molecule: messenger RNA, 5611 nt
Organism: Mytilus trossulus (common blue mussel)
Lineage: Eukaryota; Metazoa; Mollusca; Bivalvia; Mytilida; Mytilidae
Product: F-box only protein 10-like
Exons: 16
Coding region: 109-3756 (1215 amino acids)
Biological process (GO): regulation of apoptotic process; ubiquitin-dependent protein catabolic process
Molecular function (GO): protein binding
Source: RefSeq, a predicted model, not a curated record